AAUUAGCACGUUCUACUUUCAAUUUCAUGUGUACCAACUUAUCGGCAUGGAUAAACGGUAUCCUGAGGAACAUCCGCGGAAUCUUAUCCCAGCUCUCCUGCGGCAGUUUUAUGAUUUAGGCUGGGUAACUGGAACAGGAGGAGGGAUCAGCAUCAAAUAUGGAGAAGAGAUUUACAUAGCUCCUUCAGGUGUCCAGAAAGAGAGAACACAGCCAGAUGACAUGUUUGUACAAACGAUUGAUGAUGAAGACAUAAGUGCCCCUCCUCCGGCUAAAAAGUUAAAGAAGAGUCAGUGUACACCAUUGUUCAUGUGCUCCUACAAAAUGAGAGAUGCAGGAGCAGUAAUUCACACACAUUCCAAAGCAGCUGUCAUGGCAACACUUUUGUACCCUGGCACAGAAUUCAGAAUUACCCACCAAGAAAUGAUAAAAGGCAUCAAAAAGUGCAAAUCAGAUCAAUACUACAGGUUUGAUGAAGAAUUGGUUGUUCCCAUCAUAGAAAAUACACCUUUGGAAAAAGAUUUAAAGGAAAGAAUGUCAUGUGCUAUGAAAGAUUACCCAGAAUCCAGUGCUGUUCUUGUUCGUCGUCAUGGUGUUUAUGUGUGGGGAGAGUCAUGGGAGAAAGCCAAAACAAUGUGUGAGUGUUAUGACUACCUGUUUGACAUUGCUGUACAGAUGAAGUCUGCCGGGCUGGACCCCACGGAAGUCCCUGUCCCCCCUAAAGGAGCUUAUUUACAAUAGCUGACUAGGAAUACUAGACUUCUUUAUUAGUCCACUGUAUUUACAAAAAUGUUAUAGCUGACUUGGUUUCUUUUAUUACUUAAGUCCAAGACCAUGAGAGGUUAGUAAUACUGUGAAAUCAUUAAUUUUCAUGGGGUUUAAUUUCCUUUGUUUUUGAGGUAUGGAGAGACCCACGAAUUUAUGACCACCAGAAGGUAUAAAAUUUUGUAUGCAUUACUACUAAACAUUUUCCAACCACAAAAUCAAAACCCUACAAACCAGUAUUCUUUCCUCAAACCUCGAUAAUUUCACCCCACAAAAAUAUGUGAUUUUACAGUAUGUGUUGACUAAGCAUCUCAUCAGGAUUAUAUCAGAUUCUGCUUUGUCUUGGAAAAUUAAGUUCAAAUACAUAGUGGUUGAACAGCAGCAUUUCAAACAUAAAUAUUUUGUCAGAAUACCAUGCAUAUAUGGAAAUUAGUUGAAAGUCCCGACCACAUUUUGUUUAUGUAAGAUUUAGUUAGAGAUAAGAUUUGACUGUAAAAAGC
Messenger RNA from Saccostrea cuccullata (small rock oyster), 1263 nucleotides. RefSeq names its product methylthioribulose-1-phosphate dehydratase-like. Bases 47 to 739 code for a protein of 230 amino acids. The record is from RefSeq and is a predicted model, not a curated record. NCBI's taxonomy places the organism in Eukaryota, Metazoa, Mollusca, Bivalvia, Ostreida, Ostreidae. Gene Ontology annotation, molecular function: methylthioribulose 1-phosphate dehydratase activity; metal ion binding. Gene Ontology annotation, cellular component: cytoplasm. The transcript has 9 exons.